Sus scrofa (pig) is the source of this 3027-nucleotide messenger RNA. RefSeq names its product TATA-box binding protein like 1 (gene TBPL1). The record is from RefSeq and is a predicted model, not a curated record. Gene Ontology annotation, molecular function: DNA binding. Lineage: Eukaryota; Metazoa; Chordata; Mammalia; Artiodactyla; Suidae. Gene Ontology annotation, biological process: DNA-templated transcription initiation.
GCCCUGUCCGGCGGCGCUCUAGCCUCCGCGCGGUGUCUCUAUGCUCCCCCGCGUCUAGUCUAUUUAUUGUCGCGGGGAAGCGGCGGCCGCCCCGUACCCGGAACAACAAAGCGAGAAAGACGGAGCCCGAGCCUUGGGGGCUCCUAGCAACGGGCCGGGGCGGGAGUUCCAUGGAGACUGGGGAGCGCGCCCGCCUCAUCAUCAUCCUUGUCCUCCAGCUUAUCCUUCGCGUCCGCCGAAACCGGCAGCAGCGCUGCCGCCGCGUCCUCUGCCGCCGCCCGCUCUUCCCACGGAUGUGAUCUUCGUGGUGGGAAGCUAAGUUUUUAAACUACCCCAAUGGAUGCAGACAGUGAUGUUGCAUUGGACAUUCUAAUUACAAAUGUAGUCUGUGUUUUUAGAACAAGAUGCCAUUUGAACUUAAGGAAGAUUGCUUUGGAGGGAGCAAAUGUCAUUUAUAAGCGUGAUGUUGGAAAAGUAUUAAUGAAGCUUAGAAAACCUAGAAUUACAGCUACAAUUUGGUCCUCAGGAAAAAUUAUUUGCACUGGAGCAACAAGUGAAGAAGAAGCUAAAUUUGGUGCCAGACGUUUAGCCCGCAGUCUCCAGAAACUAGGAUUUCAGGUAAUAUUUACAGAUUUUAAGGUUGUUAACGUUUUGGCAGUUUGUAACAUGCCGUUUGAAAUCCGUUUGCCGGAAUUCACAAAGAACAAUAGACCUCAUGCCAGUUAUGAACCUGAGCUUCAUCCUGCUGUGUGCUAUCGGAUAAAAUCUCUAAGAGCUACAUUACAGAUUUUUUCAACAGGAAGUAUCACAGUAACAGGGCCCAAUGUAAAGGCUGUUGCUACUGCUGUGGAACAGAUUUACCCAUUUGUGUUUGAAAGCAGGAAAGAAAUUUUAUAAUUCAUCGCUUAAUUGGUUAGAAUCCCUAACUGAGCACCUUUUAAAACCUGCUGCACAUUGGACUCAAAAGGAAAACUGGACCAACAGUAAUCGAGGAAAUAGACUCUUUUAUUCAUUCACGGCUACAGUAAGCUCCAGUCCCUUCGGAUUUUAUUUCAAACCUUGCUGUAAUAUAAAGAGGAAGUUUACAAGACAUGACAUUGCUGCUUUUACAAAAGGACAUUCUAUUUAUUUUCGCAGUAAUUUUCAUGUCCCCAUAAGCAGAGCUGUCACAGUGUGCACUACCUUAAAUUGUUUUGUUGUCAUUAUUUUUUUUCCAGUUUGAGCUAACGUGUUUUAUUUGUGAAUAGUCUUUUACAUUUUUGUAUGCUAAUAUGGGCACCAAAGAACCUGUAAAAGUUAUCUUUUUCAAUUGAAUGUGCACAAAUAAAAGUUUGGAAAAGAUCUCUCUUCAUAUCCAUUCUAUAACUUUUAUUCCCCAUUUUCUAUUUUAACAAAAAUUGUAUUCAUAAUUUUUUUUUAAUCUAUGCAAGCUUAGACUUUUGCUAAAGUGUGUUGGCUUCUUUUUGAAGUGUAUUUUGUAAAUAUAUAUAUGCCACAUGUGUAAAGUAUCUUUUAAUUCUCUGUUACCAAAUAUCAAAUAGGAAUUUUUUUUCUUGCAGAUUAGAAGUAAAAACAUGUAUAUAAAUCCUAGAGAACCAGAGUAGAACUUUAUAGUUUAAGUGUAAUGUUUUAUGUUGCUAAUUUAACAUGAUAGAAGACGUUAACAAUCUUUUAAAAGUUGCAGAAUUGUAGUUUUUAAAAGAGAAUCCUCUUACUUACAAGAUGAAUAUGAGAAGGAAGCUGUGAUGGGUUGUACCUCAUUUGUACCUUUGUUAUUCUGGAAAGACAACGCUGGUUGCAGGAAAGUCAACAUCUUCGGUUGGUACUCAAGGCUAUGCUAAGAGUCUUGUCAGAAGUUGAAGCAUUGUGCUGUUGUAGCAAGAAGUGCCCAAAAGCUGCCCCUGUGCCACAGUAUAAUUAUCCUGUAGUUCAACUUGAACUUGAAAGCCAUUUUGUGAGAUAAAAGUCUUUCCCCUUGUUGUGUCUUAUUUAAUGAAGCUAAAGAGCAACUACUCAGUAUAUGGAAUGGCUACUCUUAAAGCUGUAAUAAAUAUGCAUUAUUGAAAAAGUGGCUCUCUGGCUCACCCAUGAGCCCAGGAGUAGUAACACAGGCUCAAGCUGCAUUAGCGCUCUGCCAUUUGCCUUUAGGAGUUUAGUAUAACUAACAAGGAUUUUACCUAGAACUAAGGCUGAGUGGAAUCAUAUUAGCUUCAGUUAAAAUUAAUAGAGGUAAUACUACAACAUAAUCUUCCACUAAAACUUUGAACUUCCAAAGUGUUUUGAAACCGUUGUGAACAAUUGGAACAUCUUAACUUCCCAUAUUCCAGUACAUUUUCCUUACCCUAUUCUAAAAUCCUGAAAACUGCACUGAACAGUAAAAAUUAUUUUAUGUUUAUUUUAUCUUUUUUCUUCUCGAUGCCUUCCCCUGCUUUCAUAAGUGGGGGGCAAAGGCUAACUUUUAUAUUAUUUCUUGGGAAAGACUUAAUUGUGAUUUUCAGACUUCCGUUCUCAUUUUUUACAUUGUUGUUUAUUUGUUUCAUUUUAAGAUCCAGUAGGCUAGGCACCCUCCUAAAAUAUACAGAAUAAAAUUUGAUGAAAGUUACGGUUCUGGGCAGGCGUUUUUCAAAAACUUGAGGUUUUCCACUUAGAUUUAAUUAACAGUGAUAACUGAUCUCCUGAUUUGCAAUAUUCACACACAAAAAAAAGAAGUUGAAAAAGGGAGGAAAAAAACAUGAUUAUAUAGCCAAGGUGCAGAUCCAGGUAUUGUAACAUUUUUCAGUAUUGAGUGACUUGAAUACUAGGUAGGUCAGUAGCUCAUCAAAAUGCUUUCUCAGAAAAGAGGAAGAAAGACAAUCAGAGCAGGUCUGGUUUCAGGGCUGCUGCUCAAGUAUCGCCUGGCACAGUGUCUUGGGUGACCUUUUACAUUUAACAAAGCUGGUAAGAAAUGAGCGUGUCUGAUGUCUUCUGGCUUUUCCCAAGUGCUGUACAUUUUUUAACAAAUAAAAACUGUGAAUAUGUACAUACAAA